Molecule: messenger RNA, 2751 nt
Organism: Capronia epimyces CBS 606.96
Lineage: Eukaryota; Fungi; Ascomycota; Eurotiomycetes; Chaetothyriales; Herpotrichiellaceae
Exons: 2
Coding region: 1-2751 (916 amino acids)
Molecular function (GO): protein binding
Source: RefSeq, a predicted model, not a curated record
AUGUUAAGGCUGAUCGCCGUGGGUUCAUUUAUGAGCCUCGUAGCAGCUGCGAAUGUCUGGAGGCUAAGUAGCUGGAGACAACCGCGCGCAGCCAUCGUCAGAGACACGCUAUACAUCGAUGGGGGUGACAUGUACAAUGCUACAUGGGAUGGCUCUGCUUGGGUACCAGGCGUGACCCCUCAAGGCGCUCCACAAGACCAAGGUUUGAUGUACACCUUGUUCUUCAACAAGAGCUUCCACAUCGACACCGACUUCUGGGACCUUUUUGAGCCGCUGAGCACCGGUGGAGCAUCGAACAAUCCGCUAUUCCGGAAUGGAUUCAUGUUUGCGGACGAUUACGAGUUCUAUACUUACGGGGGAAUAUCAGUGACCUCCGGAGGGAUAGACGCUGAUCUCAUCAACGAUCAGAUCUUCAAGCCGGACGGGAAUGAGCCGACCACAAUCGUCGAUUGGCAUCCCCGUUUCGACACACAUUAUAAUUUCUCCUCCGAGUCAGACGCCAGAAGAUAUGUCACCCACGGGGCUGGUGCCAACAUCCCAAGCGAGUAUCUGGGAUACUAUUUCUCCGGGAUGCAAACAGUGUCAGGUGAAUACAUUGGGGAAUUCGAUUCCAGUGACUUGAGCACGGCGGCCAAUGUGACGUUGAAUCAAAUGCUCGAGGUGAAUAUGGAUGCGGUGGGUAAUGCCGAAUGGACCAGUCUCCAACUUCCAUCUUGGGUGUCAGGACGUGGGAGCGGACAACUGCCUUGGGUGCCUUUUGGGCCGAAGGGUCUUUUGGUCGCCAUCGGGGGCGUUCUGAACCCGAUUGACGUUUACGACGGCAGCGACUAUCCAGAUGGUGAAUCUGAUUUGAAGACCGAAAGCGAUGAAAUCAGUCCCAGCUUCAUGCAAGAUCUCAAGAUCUUCAACGUCGACAAUGGCUCCUGGUACAACCAAACCACGACUGGAAAGGGACCUCCACAAUUGGCCGAGUUCUGCGCGGUUGUUGCGCACGAGCAUGGCACCAGAUCGGCGCAAAUCUACAUCUACGGCGGUAUUGUCGGCACCGAUGUCACCGCCAAACCAAUCAACAAGGUUUUCAUACUGUCAGUUCCUUCCUUUCACUGGACAGAAGUCACUCCUCUUGGCACGACGUCGGGACGCCGGGGCCAUAUAUGCGUGAUGCCUUACCCUGACCAGAUGUUUGUCAUUGGAGGAACAAACUUCGAGCAUCUACUUCCUGAGGGCCAGUGGAUUCAGAUUCUGAAUGUGUCGAGCCUUGGAUGGCAGGAUUCAUACGAUCCUUCAAAGUGGUCCAAAUAUGCCAUUCCGGACAAGAUCAAAGUCCAGGGUGACCAGGAUCAGAAGGCCGCCAACAUGGACCCAAAUCUAGCCGCACUAUUCGACACGGUCUAUCCGGAAGAUAAGUUGCCACCGCAGUACAGCUAUACGAAUCAUUCUGGAAGCAAAAACAAAUGGCUGGCGCCUGUGCUUGGAAGUGUUCUGGGGACCACGGUCCUGGUCAUAGCUGCGGUCGCUAUUUUCUACUAUUGCCGCCGCAGAAGGAACGUCGACAAGAAAACGACAGGCUCUUCGAGUUCUGGUCAAUCCGAGACCCUACGUGGAUCCGGAGGGAUCAAUGAAUGGCGCCAGCAAGUCAAAUCAGUUGCUUCAGAGACAAUGGAGAUUGACGGCAGCGACCGAAAUACCUUACGUGGCUCCCAGAACAUGUACGGUGACCCUCAAGAAGUGGUAGAGAUAUCUGGUCGCCCGAAGCUUUUCGCCGCCCGUUCGCCACGAUCACUCGGCGUCGCUGGAAGCCCGCAUACUCCCCUGUCCGGCUCUGUUGAGGUCAGUGGGGAUCCAGCGGCCAGGCAAGAGCUGCAAGACACCUCCCAACACCAGGCACCUCUCAACCAGGCUGCAUUGGCAACCGAGAGGCCGGACUAUCAUUUCCGUCGACACCCUCUCUACCCGCACAAUGUCGACGAAACAAUGAGCAUGUCCCAGAGCGGCAUCACCACUGGCCAGGCUGUCUCUUCUGUCGGCGCGGACGGCCAAGUUUCACUGCCCAAGUCAGAUUCUGUCGGAGACAACCUGGGCUAUGUCCUGUACGGAGAAGUUCCUGUACCUGCGACCAACACGGACCGCGUUUCUCGGAUCGGGACCGCAACAGGAAUAGCCAGCUCAGAGCAAGUCCACCAUCAAGGGUCUACCGGCCAGGAGAACGUAUUGCCCAGCGAAGCUCUUCCAUCACCGAUCAACGACCGACCCAGCGGACCGCGCCACGACUCCAACGCCAGCAGCGACUUGCAACUCACGCCUUUGGACAGUGAGGAGUCGAGCGUCAACCCUAUUCCCGGCAUGGUCGGGAUCUCACUGCACAGCCCGACGGACCAGAGCUCGGCACUGCCCAGACCAAGCACGCCUACCAACCAGAUGCGGCCGACACACCAGCGCAAUUCGAGCAGCAUGAGCAGUGGUAUGUUGAUCGGGACACCGCCCAACUCGCUCCCAUCGCCUGACCCAGAAGAGAAUAAACGUCGGUCCAUCAUGAUCGACCGGCUCCCCGAAGGCCCGACACAGACCUCGUCCGGGGUGCCGGGCGUCCCGCCCACGCGUGUACAGAUACCGCGCCGAAAGGAGGUUGGAACCGCCGUGCGCAGCGCGUACGAAGAGAACCGGAUGCGAUUUUCCGACCCUGAGCGCCGAGAUCCGGCAUUAAGAGAUGGGCAGUAUAGCGCGAAGGGCAGUGGCCAGCCGGAGACGUGA